This is a messenger RNA of Penicillium mononematosum, 507 nucleotides long. RefSeq lists its product as uncharacterized. Lineage: Eukaryota; Fungi; Ascomycota; Eurotiomycetes; Eurotiales; Aspergillaceae. The coding region runs from base 1 to 507 and encodes 168 amino acids. The record is from RefSeq and is a predicted model, not a curated record. The transcript has 2 exons.
AUGUUCGUCUCGCAUCCUCCUCCAGACGAUCCUCCGGCUGAUCCCCCAAUCUCUCCUCAGCUGCACCCCAAUAAUCAUCUGCGAAAGCUUGGCGCUCCAUGCAGCGCGGAACUUCCUAUUACCGCUGCCUUUGGAUCCAUCGCCCAGCAGCGAGGCUGGAAGCAGGGUUCCAAGACCUGGAAAAGGAACUGGAAGGCCUGCAUGAACGACGAAUAUGACCGUCUGAUUGGCUACCGCGCAGCCAACUUGGCAACGUGGCAGGAGCUUUGUGCCAAGGUUGGACUGAACAACACAUUCAAGUCUAUUAACCAGUGCAAGAUGGCUCUGGCGCUGGUGCACAUCAACCUUGUCGACCUUCUUGAUUGUUGGGACUCGGACUACACCCCUACCCGAUUCAAGAGCAAGAAGGCUCUUGCUGCUUACACCGAGGAGAACCACAAGUUCUUUGGUCGUGACAUCGCCAAACAGGACAAGGUCCUCCGAGUGCUCCUCCGAAAGCUUCUCUAG